AUGUCUGCAUUGGUGGAGUCUUUAGCUUAUGAGAAAGUGUCUUCAUGUCCUGCAAUCAUUGAUCUGGAAGGUGAUACUAUCCCAAUGCCAGCAUCCCUGCAUGCCAUGAUUGACAUUGAUAGUGCUGGUGGUCUGGCCUCAAGUCUUGCAGUGGCCUGUAAGGGAUUCCAAUGGAAAUUCAACCAGUUCCUGACAAGCAAUCUGAAGAGUUCUCUUUAUCUGAAUUUCAUUUCAGUCCAGUGGAGAGAUGAGCAGACCAAAAGAAUCUGCCAGUUCUGGAGACCAGUUCACCAGAUUCCUCAUCUUUUAUUUGAACAACUGAUUGGAUUCCCUGAGAUUGAGAUCUACAUUCUCUUUCCCCAGCUUUUUAGCUUCCAGUGCCAGCACUACAUUAUUACAGAGCAGGAGUAUACUUUCUGA
Messenger RNA from Coccidioides immitis RS, 420 nucleotides. RefSeq lists its product as uncharacterized. Bases 1 to 420 code for a protein of 139 amino acids. NCBI's taxonomy places the organism in Eukaryota, Fungi, Ascomycota, Eurotiomycetes, Onygenales, Onygenaceae. The transcript has a single exon. The record is from RefSeq and is a predicted model, not a curated record.